Ceutorhynchus assimilis (cabbage seed weevil) is the source of this 4842-nucleotide messenger RNA. The record is from the annotation of a GenBank genome assembly. NCBI's taxonomy places the organism in Eukaryota, Metazoa, Arthropoda, Insecta, Coleoptera, Curculionidae.
GCAUUUGUAUUUGCCAAUGUAGUUCUUGCAUUUCCACAUUAUUUUUCCUACUACUUUGGUCUUGGGUAACUUCGAUUAUUGACGCCUAUCUAUUUUUGUUUGUGUAAUUAUUGUUAUUUGGAUAAAGUUUAUCCGAAAAACUGUUAUUUGUGCAGGAUCUUGUCGUGAACAGCUUCAAUUUAGAGUCAAUCUCAUGAAUAUUUACUUCCAAAAAAUAAAAAAAAAAAACAUCAAUCGAUUUUCGAGGCCGAGGAUUCAUUUUAGCCAUGUUGUGUUAUGUGACUUGUGGCGGUAAAUUUGAAUUUUAUACAGGUAUUUUGUAGAAAGUUAUUAUUGAAACGAUUUUUUGCUUAGUUAUUUGAAGUUAUCGGUCUAAAAAUGAUGGAGCCUGUCGCUCCAGGCACUGAAGACGAACUGCCCGAUUAUAAAUCAUUAAAUAAGCAGGAAGAAGAACGGGAUCGGUUGCUCAGUUUGAAGGCGAGGCUGAGAAACGGCCAAGUCGAGAAUGUCUUCGAACUCAACUAUGUCAAUAGUGCUGAACAUUGGUAUUGCAAGGUCUGCGAAUGUCCGAUCAUGGGACGAGUGUUCCAGCACGAAUUGGGCCGGAGACACACGCAGAACUGGCAGGCUUUGGAACAUCGUAGUCGCGCCAAUAACGAGCACUUUGACGAUGGACCGCCAGGCGUUGAUCACUCUGAAGAAGUCGUUAGUCAAAUGGAUAUUGCACCUGGGGAACCGGUGCCUCCGGGGUUUGAGAACGAAAUCCGCGAAGCACAAAUACAGGAACGUCUUGAUGGUUUCAAAGUGGGCCCCUUAGUAGCCUUAGAAUACUUACUGGAAAUGUUAGAUUACGACGUAUCAAAGGAACCAACCUAUUUAUGCAUUUUAUGUGACAAAAAAGGCGACCCCAGAACAGUACUGACCCAUUUGGCCAGCUACAAUCAUAUCUCUCAGUAUUUGCAAAGACACUUUCCGUCGUGUUACCGCGCUUUGGCCCCCUACACGACCAAACAGUACAAGAGAAACUGGCAGGCGGCCUUGCAAAAGAUCGCCGAAGCUAUUGAGAAAAAAUUUGGCAGGUUGAGGCCGUUUUGUAUUGAGCAGGCCAAAUUUGAGCAGGACCGUAUGCAUUAUUUGACUAAAGUCAUCAAAGGCAAGCAUUUUUGUGAACAAAAUGGACCGAAUUUUGUCGAAUUGGUUGUUCAUGAUGAGUUGACGAAAACUUUUGAUGACGACGGACGUCCAGUAAAACCUUCAGCCACCCCAUUCGGCAACAAGGCAUUCAUCGAAAGAGAAGCCGUUAUCCAACAACAAACCCAAAAACGCAGUCCUUCACCUCCAGUCGUUGCCAGACCCACCAAAAAAGUGCGCCCCGCUGAACAACCCAACAAACCACCUGCUGUUGCUACCAACAAACCACCAGCUGUUGCCAACAAACCACCUGCUGUCACCAGCAAACCACCACCAACUAAUGUGAGCGGUAAUGCUUCUAAAAAACCGCCACCUGGUGGGGUGAAGAAUCGUCGUCGAAGUUUGUCCAGUUUAUCGAGCUCAUCCGACCCGGAACCAUCCAAUGGGAACAGACGGUUGGCUCGGAAUCGUUCGCCACCUAAUAGAAAUGGGGGUAGAAGACCGAAUGAUCAGAGAUUUGAUAGAGAGCCAAGGGGUUUCAGACGUCGUUCACCGUCUCCAGUCAGAAGAAGGCCCAUGGUCAAGGAAGAGGACGAAGAAAGAAAAAGAAACAGAGAAAAGGACCGACUUCAAAAAUUGGAAGAAUAUACGAAAUUGUGCAAAGCCAUCGAAAAUGAUAUUGAAAAAACAACCAAGCAACACGAGAAAAAUCCGGAAAGGCAUCCCAAGUAUAAUGAAGAAUGGAAACAAUUUUGGAACAGACGGUACAAAGAGCUUCAAGGUGAAGGUAAAGACGCAUCGAAAUACGAUUUCAAACCGGAAUGGAUUCAAUAUUGGGGCAAACGUAUGCGCGAACUAGCGGAAGAGGCACUGAAAGAAAGAAAAGAUGGAUUGAGGAAACGUUUGGGAUUGGGAGACGAGCCCACGCCCAUCAGUUUUAGAAUCGGCGGAUGUGCUGUGACCCUGAAAUCUCAACCCAAACCAAAAGAAAACAGACCCAACUUGCCGAUGGCCGCCAGGCCGGACAACGAUCCUGAAAUCAUUAUAUUGGAUGAUGAUGUGAGAGUGACCAAUGACAGACCAAUGAUCAAGAAAGCGCCACCUGUUAUCAAUCUGUCACCUGUUAAAGCACCUCCAGCAAAUAGUAGAGAUAAAACCAGAUCUCAUAGCCCGUGGGAAGAUGAAUUGUCACCACCCAGAAAUCAAUCUAAAGGUGGACGAGAUGAUAAAAUAAGCCCGAUACCUAUCGCUGUUCGGCCCAGAGAAAGAUCACUGGAACGAAAACGGAGCCGUGAAAGAUCGUUUGACAGGAAACGGAGCCCAGAAAGACGCCGGUCGACUGACAGAAGUUGGCGGUCACCCGAAAGAAGUAAGCGAUCAUUGGAACGGUCAAGAAGAUCCCCUGAACGAUCAAGAAGAUCCCCAAGGAGAUCGCCCGAAAGGCAUAGAAGAUCGCCUGACAGACGAAGAUCGCCUGAACGUCGCAGAAGAUCACCAGAGAGACCAGAGCGAACAAAGAGAGGUCUCGAGUUUAUAUCUCCAGACAGACGAUCGCGCUCCAUAGAGAUUGUAUUGCGAAGGUCUACAGAUAGAAUUGAUAGCUUAAGAUCACGAUCACCGUCAGACAGGACUUUUAUUAGGGAAAGAGACUUGCGCGAUCGUGAAUUGGAUAUUGGCCGGCCCAAAGAAAGAAGCUGGGAAAGGGGGAUGAGAGAGAGCUCAUUUGAGCGAGACAUGAGAGCUAGAGAUAGGAUUCGUACUGUGGCCGAUCUUCCUUGGGAAAGAGAGAAAAUGAUGUACGGACAUUCUCAAAGAAUGAUGGACGAUUAUUAUGCUCCACCGCCAAUGAUGAGGGACGUGAGCCGCCAACCUCAACAAUUCCAAUCUAGUGUACAGGAGGAGGAACUUGAGGAGGAAGAAGUCAACAUUGUUUCGGUUUUGCGAUUACUCACAGCUUUAGAAGAACGUUUAGGAUCUCUAGGUCCAAAAAUAAUCGAUUUGCUUGCCCAAGCUUUGGCCCUAGAGAAAAAAGAAGCUAACAGUAGUGAAACUCUCUUGGACAAUGAAAUCAAUUGCGUCAUGUUUGAGACUGUAAAGGAAAAAUUAAAAGGCCAACUGUUGGCCGGUCUAGUGGAUAUUCAUCAAGAAAGGGCUUUCAAAAGGGCCAUUCAAAAAACUGCUAGUUUAAUUCACAUGGCAAGCGAAAGGAAGAAAAGGACAGCAAAGCCAGUUUCAGCUGACGUGGCAGUUCCUGGAGUUGGAGCCGUCGAUAAGGCUGCUAUAGCCAAACAGUUGGCUAAUGCUUUAAUUGCCCAAGGAAAAACGAACGUUACUCAAGCUGAAUUGGAACAAUUGGUUAAUGCUGUGGUUGGUAUGGCAGAAGCAUCAAAAAAUUCCAACAAACCUGUGUCAACUGCCAGUUUAUUCGCCCAACUCACCGGAGAAGAACCCAGCAAAGAAGAAAAAAUAAUUUUUCCGCGUGCCAGGACUAGCGACGAAAAACCCAAACAAAAAGAUUCAAUUAUCGAUCUGGAAGGCUUGACUGAACCACUUUCGCCAAGUACCCCGGAAAGGGCCACCAGCAACAUGGAAAACUUGUCGGAUUCCGAUUUGCAAACGUUGCUGCAAAAUUUCAAGGAUUUGUCCACCGAGGAGCAAAUGAAUUUGAUUAAUUAUUUGAAGAAAUUAGAAUUCGAUGAACCAGAGAGAGUGGAAAGGUUGAGAAAGUUUGUGAAUUUGGGCACAGAGAAGCCAAAAGAGAUUAUUGAUUUGGAUAAAGAAUUCAGUCCGAGUCGGAGUAGAAAAAGGAAUGACGAUGAAGACAACGAUUUGGAUCCGUUUAGCAAGAGACGGAAAGAUGCGUUUGAUUCUGAAGAUGAGGACUACAGUUUUGAAGAUGUCGUCAAAGCUGCAUCCAAAAAUGUCCAACAAAAAGAACUGGAAGACAACCGUAAAAUCGUCGAGGAUUCGUUAGGCUACAGCCAAGCUCAAAAAGACGCCAACAUAGCAGACGCCAAAGCUCUGAUUUCAAAUCUUAUGAGCUCGUUCUCGCAAACCAACAGCACGACCAGCGAAACUGGAGCUUCAGUCGUCAAUCUGCUGGGUUUGCCAAUUUCCAGUUCCAGUAGUAGGACUUUGAAAUCCCAGUCGGCCAGUAUCACUACUACUACAUCUUCAGCAAACUUUGCCAACACGCUGGGUAGUAUUAAUAUGGACAAUUUGGCUAGCAUCGUUAGUAAUGUGCAAAAGAAUAGUCAGGAACAGAAAAUGAAUUUCGAGCCGUCUCGUCCCCCUAUGUCUGUAGAAAGAAAUAUUCACGACACCAGACAUUCAAACCCUCCAGCACCGGGUAUGCAUUUCGAACCAGUUCCGAAUCCACAUUUGAGCGGCGGUCCGGAUCCGAUAAUGAUGGCUCAGAGGCAUCACAUGGUUCCGCCCGUGAACCAAAUGGCUCAGAGGCCUUUCGCACCAAGACCUCAGAACCCGCACCAGUUUGGAAAUAAUCAGUUUAGAAAUCAGAGACCGCCACCGGCGCGUCCUCAAUUUAAUAAUAAUCCUAAUUUUAAUGGUAAUCCUAGAUUUGGCGGUCCUAGGGGGGCGGCUUUCAACAGGUGGUAGUUUUAAGAUUUUUUUUUUUUUGAUUUUUAAGUAUUCAAGUACACAUUCUAAUUGGAACAAUAUUGAUAUUGAUAUGAAUAAAUAAUUGAAUGA